UUGUUAUCUUCCCUCAAAUCCCCAGCAUGCAGCUCUGGACUGCUGCCAAGGGCUGCAGAGAAAACACAUUGCUUUGUCUUCAUGGUUGUUCUAGCAGAAUGUGCACUGUCUGAUGGAAAGUGGAACACGAUCAUGUUGCUUUCCAGUGAAAGCUCACCAGGUGCUGUCCUGAACACCGUCUUCAGGAUUUUGGACCAUGAGACUAUUGUGAUACAAGAUUUCACAUCCUGGAAGCCUUCCAGUCAAAAUUAAUGGGAUUUUACACAGAUGGUAGAUUGAUGUCAGAGUGAUCAGAAUCUUGUGGAAAUAAAUGCUGAAUUGUUCGAUUAUUCUGUGGAAGAACUUAAGAUACAGAUACAGACAAUUCAUCUACUGACUAGAAGGAAGAGAUGGAAAGUGAAGGGAGACUUUCUGAACAUGGCAGAAUUCACCCAUAAGCCAGGAAGGAUUGUCUUGAGAUAAUAACAAAAGGUUAUUUCAGCAGCAACAACAAGCCGUGAGUGUGUUUGUCAGCUGACAGAUCUGUUAUCCAAAUUGGGUUUUCUGUUGCUGUCGCCAUCUUGUGUGCUAUGGGAAGCCCACCAGCCAAGAUUUGGAGUUGGGGAAGCGCAACACUGAGAUUCCAGUUAGACUUCCAACAUGUACAAACCAAUGGUGAUGGGAGGAGUUUCCCAGGUUGUCAAGCUCUGCAGAAACUAUUCUCCUAGAAGAAUAAUUUACUAGUGAAUGAGGCCUUGUUCUGGGAGCAGCAUGGUGGGGCAAUAAGGAGUGAAAUCAAGGAUGUGAGCUGUUGAUGAAGAUUUGUCCCAUCUACAUGCUUUCUGUAAGAAUCAUACAAGCCAGGAACAUCAAGUCAAGAGACCUAUGGACAGUUCCACUUUCCUGCCAAAACCUUGCGGGGCAUUGUUAUUCACUGCUUGAUACCAGUCUGAAGUAUUUAGGCCUCUCGGGCUGCAGUAGACGUCUUCAGUCAAGUCCAGACUCCAGCUCUGAAAGACAUCAACUUGGAGAUUUCUUUUCACACCGCUGUCAAGCUCCACAAAUGACUGCAUCAGACUGCUAUGUGCGCUUGUGGCUGCCAUCUGCUUCAAAUGAAAAGCUUCAGACCAAAACUAUCAAGAAUUCGGACAACCCUGUCUGGAAUGAGACUUUCUACUUUAGGAUCCAGAGAGAAGUUGAGAACAUUUUAGAAUUGGCGGUGUGUGACGAAGAUCCACUCACCAAAGAUGACAUGCAGUUCACAGUUCUUUUUAAUAUUGCUAGAGUCAGACCUGGAGAAAGAGUCCGUGAGAAGUUUGCUUUGAAAUCAGAGAAAGAGAGGUGCAUUAAGAAAUGGGAAAGUUUGGAAGUGGAAUUCUGGAUGGAAAAAAUUCCUGGCCCUCCAGAGUAUGUCAUUACCAACGAUGUCCUAGUGUCCCGUGAAGUUUGGUGUUUGGAAGUACAAGUGGACCAUAGUGAAAGCAGGAAAUAUUUGCGAGAGGGUAAGAAUCUUGUGCUUACGGUGCCUGCAUCUCAUGAAGGAACACAGAAAGCUACAGAAGACACAAAUACCUUCUACUUCCAUUGUGUGAAGGCUUGGGAGCCAGUUCUAAAAGCCAGGCUACAGAAAAUGUCUGAUAAGGAAGAUGACACAAACAAUUUAAGUGACACCUUAACAGUACCACUGAAAUUUCUCCCUGUUGGGCAUAAAGUGAAAGUAACCCUCCCUGUAAGACAUAAUGUGCCACUGCAGUUGUACCUCCAAUUGAAUGACUGCACAGAAAAACUUGAUGUGCGCUUAGGAUACGAUCUGUGCCAAGAAGAGCAGGAAUUCUUGCAAAAAAGGAAGAGAGUGGUUGCCAGUGCCCUGAAAAGGGUUUUUCAUCUGGAAAGAGAUCUACAUGAACAUGAGGUCCCAGUAAUAGCUGUUAUGGCAACAGGAGGAGGCCUCAGAGCAAUGUCAGCUAUGUUUGGCCAUCUCUUAGCUCUUCAGAAGCUAAAUCUGUUGGACUGUGUUACCUAUCUCACUGGGGCUUCUGGCUCAACAUGGACCCUAGCAGACCUGUAUGAACACGCAGAUUGGUCACAAAAGAGUCUGGAGGGGCCACUCAGAGCAGUAAAAGCACAGGUGACAAAAUGCAAGCUAAACCUUAUGUCUAUGGAGCAUCUGAAGUAUUAUCACAAGGAACUUGCUGAAAGGGCAAAAGCAGGACACGUCUCAUCUUUUACAACGCUGUGGUCACUUGUUCAGGAAAUGUUCUUACAUGGACGGCCAAGGAAGUACAAACUCACAGACCAGCGCAGGGCAUUGGAGUAUGGGCAAAACCCAUUGCCCUUCUACGCAGUCCUCAAUGUCAAAGAGGAAAAGUUCAGUACUUUCAAAUUUAGAGAGUGGGCUGAGUUUUCUCCCUAUGAAGUGGCCAUACCAAAGUACGGAGCCUCCAUUCGUUCAGAAUAUUUUGACAGUGAGUUCUUCAUGGGAAGGCGAGUGAAAAAGCUGCCAGAAUCUCGGAUCUGCUAUCUAGAAGGUCUUUGGACAAACAUCUUUACCAGGAAUUUGCUGGAUGGCUUGUACUGGUCCUCAAAUUCAAAUGAAUUCUGGGAGCGAUGGGCCAAAGAUAUGGUAGAUAUAGAGAAACAUUCUCCUGAGGAGGAUACCACUAUCAUUGAGCCUCCAUCUUGUUUGUCGGGGAAGUUGUAUGAAAUGUUUCAGGACAUUAUAACGAAGCGGCCACUACUGGGAAAGUCUCAUAACUUCCUGAGAGGCUUAGAAUUUCAUAAGGAUUAUGUCCACCAGCGAAAGUUUAUUGAAUGGAAAGACACCGUGCUGGACUCGUUCCCUAACAGUCUGACGCCACUGCAGAAAUAUCUUUGCCUGAUAGAUGUUGGCUAUUUCAUUAACACCAGUGGUGCAGCACUUUUCAAGCCAGAGAGGAACGUAGAUGUCAUUAUCUCACUUGAUUAUGGUUUGGGAAAUGCGUUCAAGCAAUUAGAGAUGACAUACAAAUAUUGCAAGAUACAAAAAAUCCCAUUCCCCAAAGUGGAGAUAAGUGAAGAAGAAGCAAAGAACCCAAAGGAAUGUUACGUGUUUGAAGAUGCAGAGGACCCGAAAGCACCCAUAGUAAUUCAUUUCCCUCUUGUGAAUGACACAUUUAAGGAAUUCAAGGCACCUGGGGAAAAGCGCAGUCUCUCAGAGAUGGAAGAAGGCAAAGUAAAUCUGGAAAACAACUGUUCACCCUAUUACCUCAUUAGGCUAAUCUACUCUCCUGAAAAUUUUGACAAACUUGUGAACCUGAGCAAGUACAACAUCCUCAACAACAGAGACCUGCUCUUUCAGGCACUUCAGAAUGCUGUAGAACGGAAAAUAAGUUGCACGACUUGGAAUCUCCCCAGCCACUCUGGAGCUGGAUAUGCCUAGGCUGGGUUUUCAUUCUUUUCCUCACUGAAGGCUACAACAGUCACAUUACAAUGAACUCAUAACAAUCACAGUCACAUUACAAUGCAUCACAGUGUUCAUGAUUUGCAGGAGACUGAGGAAACCUGUACAUUUCUCAUCUUGCCUUGUUCAAGUUCCUGGUUUUCAAAAGAAUUUAUGCAAUCUUUCUCACCCAAGUUUUCAGACCACAAGAGCCUCACAGUGUAGUUUUACUUGACAAGAAAUGAGAGUCCUGGUUAGCAGAGACCUUUCAAGAAUUUCCCAAUGCUGUAAAAAAUGGUGGUGGUUAUAGCAAUAGUUCUUUACAUGUGCCUGUUCCCUCAAUCCUGAGCCCAUUAUCAGUGCUUUUGAAUGAUACAAUUAUUUACAAACCAAGUCCUGGCCAUUUGCAUUCAGUAAUGUCCAGAUUUUCAGCUAGGCUGAGCAGCAAGAAUUUGCACUGAAUUGGUGGGCUCAGCUCUGAAGUCAGGCCAAAGAGUCAUACAUACCUGUUAACAGCAGCCAAUCUGCAGUGUGGACUGUUACAUUUUGUUUGGCUAAUUCCCCUUGCUGAUGUAGAAAUUAUUCCUUUAUUCCAUUCCCCUGCAAAUGUUUGGCACAGAAAUGCUGCUCCAGACUGCCACGAAGGGGGCAGUUACAUUUCAAGAAGAGAAGACAUGAGACUAUGGUUCUUGCUUUCAAGUUUUGGCUAGAGGAAAAAUUCCACUUAAGGCAUGAGUGAUUAUUUUCGUUUAUAUGGGCAGUGCCUGUAUGAAUUAAAAUGUCAAGAGCUUUUGAAAUAAAAAACUCAGGGUGAAUAGUUACCAUAGACACAAGUAACUGCAUUUAAUUCAAGAACGAUGACCAAAACCUAAGCUAAUGCUUCUUAUGGAUGCAAGCUGAAUGCAGGAUAAAAUAAGUAAUGUAACAGAGUGCAUAGUUACUGCAUUUUCACAACUAGAUUUUUUUCCUCUUUACAGUCUUUAUCCCUAACAUCACAGGCAAGGUAUUUUUAAUAGGUGCUACACUAAAAUGGAACAGAAAUAAAAAAAAGGAAAUUCUUUUUCACACCUCUUUGCUGGAGGAAAAUACUCAGAAAAGAACACUGCCUGGUUUUCAUUUGCUUGGGAUUAUGGUGAGAAAUACUGCCUUGAUCUAAGAGCCUGGAAUAUUGUUAUGGCUCUUCGCAGCAUUAAAAAGAUGGUAGAGAAGGAUACGGAGUGCACGAAACAUAAAUCAGAGAAGUUUCUAGGUUUCAUAGCACUGAAGGAGUUGGGCCUGCUUUUGGCAUAUUUAAUCCAAACAUAGGACGUUCACAGAGGCCCAGGAAACUCUUGCACAUUUCUUCUGUGUUGAUAUCUAGAAUGAGUUGUACUUAAAAUUAAAGAAAGAGAAACAGAUCUGCCUAUUUGGUGUAUGCAGGCAGUAUCUGAGCUCAGAGGAGAACACCCACAAAAAGUUUCAUUGCCUGAGCCCUGCUCCUACAAAAUGCUGUCUUCUGUUGCAAGUAAAGGCAGUAAAUAAGCCUCCGCAGUACUCGUGUAUGGGGCUUACUUGUUGAGUUGAGGAGCACUAUGAGAAGAGAGAAUUAAUCACAUAUGGCUGCAAGAAAGACAGAAGGAGCUGUUUCGAGUUGAUUUGAAAACUAAGAGGGGUAUCUCAGAAAACAAAGUCUUACCAGCAGGAUCUGUGACCUUCAUGUAGGAGAAUAUGUCCUGGUGCAGUAUGCCAUAAGUGCAGGCAAAUGCACACAGGAGCAGAGGCGGCUGUAUGCUGUUUUACCUCAUCUACCUAAUUUUUACCUGCUGCUAAAAAAACCCAUUUUGUUUAUGGGUACAAUGAGUGACCCCUAACACCAGGAGAUCUUGACAGCAUGUAGCCAGCAGUGACACACCUUGAAUGCACUGAGAAAACGGGCUCUGUGUGCUUCACCUACCUGUAACUGGGGCAUGGUUUGUGCCUGCACAGUGCUGCUAAUGCACACAGAGAUGCCUGCUAAAAUGUGAAAGAAAUUGGAAAGAAACCACAAACCCAGAGUGCCCAGAUAACCCAUGGGAGUCAGUGGGGAGCGGGUUCUCUGAGGGACUGUUAAACCCUGUGGUAGGAUGAAGGAGGUCAAAGAGGGGUGGGGGGUGUGAAGAUGUGUUGCUGAUCCCUUUGCCAUGGAACUGUCACCCAUGAUCCUGCACUGCGCACUGGGCCAGGGCUGCUGGUUACUCUCACAGCCAAACACUGUGCUAUGUGCCCCAGAGCCUCCUUGGGGUCCCGUGUGGUAGCCCUGUAGCAUUAGAAGACAAUACCUAAGUUUUAAAUGCUUUCUGUUGCAUUUCAAAGCCUGUAAUUAUGUGAGGUCUGCACCACUGCCUAUAAGAAGGUGGCGUUAGUUUCUUUUUUGUUGUUGCGUGAAGCCGAGGGAGCUUGUUGUUGGUCUGACAGUGUGGCAGAAAGCCUUGGAGGGUGUUUGAGGGGGGUGAAGUGUGGCGGGACUGGGACGUGUGGGCUCACCCACAGCUUGCUGGGGGAAUGGUGGCUGGCACAUGCUGUCCCCUCACUACAGCUGGGUUGUGUUUUAAGACAUGCUCAGUCAAACAGCCUGAACCCACAGAACCAGAAAGUGUACUUACAGUGCGUGAUGUGCAGCUGGUUAGUGUGUCCUGUGCUCAGGUCUGCUCCUCGAUCCUGCUCUUCUUUCUAGUGGACACAAGUCUAAAGGAAAGGACCACUGAAAUGUUGUGUGCUUGUUCCUCAUCCCCGUGUCUUGCUUAUGGACAGGUCCAUGCCUGCCAUUGUGGAGUUAUGUUUGUUUAACUGUUGAAAAUGAAUUCACGCCUGCAACGUGCCCGUCCAAAAUGCAACCCAGGUCACAGCUCUCAGAUGAACAUUCAGCUGGAAAGCCCCCAGAAACACAGAGCUUGCUAUCUGCUGCUGAACACAGAGGAAAAAAUGUUUGUUCUUACAACUCUUAGCUAUAGCUGUAUAGAAAUUGCUUAUAUCUAUUAACUGCUUAAUAAUACAACCAUUAAAACAUAAUGUUGCAAAA
Centrocercus urophasianus (Greater sage-grouse) is the source of this 6434-nucleotide messenger RNA. It is a transcript of the gene PLA2G4B, whose product is annotated as phospholipase A2 group IVB. The coding region runs from base 794 to 3397 and encodes 867 amino acids. Gene Ontology annotation, biological process: glycerophospholipid catabolic process. Gene Ontology annotation, cellular component: cytosol. The record is from RefSeq and is a predicted model, not a curated record. Gene Ontology annotation, molecular function: calcium ion binding; calcium-dependent phospholipid binding. The transcript has 25 exons. Lineage: Eukaryota; Metazoa; Chordata; Aves; Galliformes; Phasianidae.